Molecule: messenger RNA, 1569 nt
Organism: Psilocybe cubensis
Lineage: Eukaryota; Fungi; Basidiomycota; Agaricomycetes; Agaricales; Agrocybaceae
Exons: 9
Coding region: 1-1569 (522 amino acids)
Cellular component (GO): nucleus
Source: RefSeq, a predicted model, not a curated record
AUGUCUUCCAAUCCUUCAGUUUCCGAGCUCCAAAGAGCAGCGACAAAGCUCGUCCGAUCAGCAGCAAAACAAAGCGCACUAGGGCAGUUAACUCAGCGAAUUAUCCGACAGAAGAUUGAGGAAGAAUUCGAGCUUGCAAAGGGUUCUUUGGAUGUGCCUCAGUACAAGGGUCCGAUCAAGCAGGCGACAUUGGACGCUAUUGAAGCUUCUAAACGUGAUGGCAGUGAAGAAGAUGAAGACGCACCGACAGAAGAAGCUGCCAUUCCUCCAAAGUCGAAAACAAAAGCGACUAUGAAAAAGACGUCACAACCUGAUGCAUCCAACCCGACCACUAAGAAGCGCAGUGCAAACGGAAAGCUAAAGAAGGUCGUUGUGAGCGACAACGAUGAGGAAGAUGACGCGCCGACUCCGAAGACGGCUAAGCACGUAGUUGACAAGGUAGAUGAUGAUGAAGAGGAUAGUCUUUGGGGCAGCCCUGUGAAGAAAUCAGCAAAAUUGGAUGUAAAGGGCGAGAAGCCGGCUUCGAAGACUACCCCAAAGACGACAAAGUCUACGCCGAGGAAAGCAAAGUCAAAAUCAAGAACAGUACUGUCGGAUACGGAGGACGAGGAAGACCAUGAGCCGGACUUGCAGAAGGAUGACGAGAACGUCGACGAUGAUGAAUAUGAAGACGAAGAACCAAAGGCUAAGCCGAAAUCGAAACAAAAGACAAAUAAAGUCGAGGAUUCCAAACCCGCAAGUGUUAGUAAAGCCAAAACUACGGGGAAAGGGAAGGAAAAGCAGUCUGAUAACAAGAAAUUCAAGUCCUUGGAACACGUCCCGACUUCAGAUAUGGAGCAAGACGAACCCGAUGACCCGCUAUCGAAGAAACCCCUCUCAUCACCCGUAAAGAAACCCAGGAGCAAGACAGUGGACUCCACACCUCGCAAGGCAGCACCUGCUAAACCCAGUUCCAAGCCAAAGUCGAAAUCAAAACCUGUGGCUAAGAAGACAGAAGAUGAGGAGGAGGGAAACAAAAGCGAUGCUUCUGUGCUCUCCGUUCUAAUCGACGAGCCACCGAAGAAAAAGAGAAAAUCGACAUCAGGAACUUCAGAAAAAAAAUCAUCUAAAUCAACCUCAAAAAAACCUGCCGCUGCAAUAUCCAAAGAUGAGGCAACCAUCAAACGCCUCAAGUCUCUUAUGAUAGCCUGCGGCAUGCGCAAGGUGUGGUCGCGAUUUUUAGAGGGAUGCGAUACACCACAGCAACAAAUUAGAAAAUUGAAAGAGACUCUCACCGAAUUGGGCAUGACGGGCAGGAUGAGUCUAGAACAAGCGAAAGCGAUCAAGGAGAAAAGAGAGCUUGAGCAGGAGAUACAGGAUGUCCUGGAAUUUGAGAAGAAGAGUGGUCGAGAGUCGCGAAGCCGAAGCGCUGUUUCUAAAAAUCCCGACGACGAUGACGACGAUGAAGAUAAAUCUGACCAAGGAAAGGAUGAAGACGAGUCAGAAGAUGAAGUACCAGCACCCAGAAAAAUGGCAAACGCUCGUAGAAGUAUCGCAGCUUUCCUUCAGGAUCAAAGCGAUGAAGAAUAA